AUGCCGAAAGUUGUGUCGCGAAGUAUUGUCUGCAGUGACAGCAAAGCGGAAGAGGAGUACAGCGACGACAAGGCUUUGAAUGUGUAUUACUGUGUUUGCGGCCAAUUAUCGUUGAUUGUGGACACGGCGUUGGAUCGGCUGCCUCUGCGACAGCGGGACAUGUCUCGGGUGAUCGACGCCAAGAGACACACCUAUAAGCUUACGGUCGACGCGGACUCCGAGGAAGUGGUGUAUCUGAAGCGCGAAGAGGGCGUCGAAAGACAGUACCGCAAAAAGUGCCGCAAAUGCGGUCUAAGACUCGUCUACCAAACGGAGCGCAAGUCUUCCGUGUAUUUCAUUAUCAACGGGUCGUUGGUGUCCAACGUUAGGGAUAUGUUGGCCAAUAUGGGCGCCGCAGCGAAGGCCACGGCCACCGACCAGAAGCGGAAGAUCACCAAAAGGACUAAAGAUAUGGGAAAAUUCAGUUCCGUUACGGUCUCGACGGUCGACGAAGAAGAGGAUGAGAUCGAGGCCCGAGAGGUGGCCGACAGUUACGCCGCGAACGCCCGCAUCAUUGAGAAGCAAUUGGAGCGCAAAGGAGUCAACAAAAGGACUGUCAAAGCGGAUCCCAUCGAAGAACCGGCGGCUAAACUCAAACCCAAGGGAACGCUCAUCGAUAAAGUGUUAUGA
Medioppia subpectinata is the source of this 669-nucleotide messenger RNA. NCBI's taxonomy places the organism in Eukaryota, Metazoa, Arthropoda, Arachnida, Sarcoptiformes, Oppiidae. The record is from the annotation of a GenBank genome assembly.